AUGGCAGGACUCAUGCCACGCUCGUCCGGGGAGCCGGUGGACAAACCUGUGGCUUACGCGCACCAGGUGAGGGCUGCUCACAGUGGCGAGGACGAGAUGGGAGUGGCAGAAGUGAUGGUCUCGGAGAAAUGGCAGGGUACGGAUGUGGACAGGAGGGACAUGUCACAGCUGGGCAAGGUCCAAGAGCUGAGGCGAAACUUCCACUUCCUCAGCAUACUCGGCUUUGCUUGUUGUCUGGUCGCCACGUGGGAGGUGCUACUGACCACUAUCAUCACUUCGUUGACAGACGGCGGCACGGCUGGCUUGCUGUGGGGAUUUCUAAUCGUUGUCGCCGGCUUCUAUUUCGUCUACCUCUCGCUCGCUGAAAUGGCAUCAAUGGCCCCGACGGCAGGUGGACAAUAUCACUGGUCUGAGUCUCGACCCUCUAGAAUACAGACAUAUACUGACCUGCACUCCGCCAGGGUCUCCGAGUUCGCGCCCCCACGGGCUCAAAAGUUCCUCUCCUACAUCGUAGGCUGGCUCUGCUUCACCGGCUGGCAAGGAGCCAUCUGCGCUAUCUGCUUCAUCACGGGAACCAUCAUCCAAGGCUUGAUCAUUCUGAACGACGACACAUACAUCCCAAAGUCCUGGCAUGGCACGCUUCUUACAAUGGCCGUCGCAGCGUUCGCGGUCGUUUUCAAUACUGUGCUGGCGAAGAAACUACCACUGGUAGAAUUCUUGCUUCUGGUGUUGCAUGUGAUUGGUUUCAUUGCCAUCAUUGCCGUGUUGUGGGCACUUGCGCCUAGGGCGACUGCACAUGAUGCUUGGUUUCAAUUUUCGAAUGCAGGCGGCUGGAAUUCUGCCGGCACUGCAACUAUGGUAGGACUUUUAAGUCCGGUGAUCUCUACCAUCGGCUUUGACUGCGCCGUCCACAUGGCUGAGGAGGUCAAAGAUUCCAGCUCUACCCUACCGAAAGCGCUACUGUGGUCCUUCACUUUCAACGCAGUCCUUGGAUUCAUCAUGGCUGUUACCCUGGUCUACACGCUGGGUAAUGUCAACGAAGUCCUAGGAAGUCUUACUGGAUAUCCAUUCAUACAAAUCUUCUACAACACCACACAGUCUUACACCGGCGCGAACAUCAUGACGCUGGUCGUCAUCCUUACGCUGACAUCCAGCGCCAUCGCCGAAGUUGCCACUGCUUCUCGCCAGAUCUGGUCUUUUGCAAGAGACAAGGGCGUCCCCGGAUACAGAUGGGUUGCGCACAUCUCACCUGGAUGGAACAUCCCCCUCAACGCAGUCCUGCUCUCCCUACUAGUAACAAGCCUCCUCUCCCUCAUCAACAUCGGCAGCUACGUCGCACUCAACGCCAUCCUCGCACUCACAGCCGUCAGCCUCCUCACCAGUUACAUAAUCGUCAUAUCCUGCCUGAUCCUCAAACGUCUGCGCGGCCAACCUCUUCCUGCUCGACGCUGGAGUCUUGGGAAAUGGGGCCUGCCGAUCAACAUCAUCGCUCUGUGUUACCUGCUGCCGAUCUAUGUGUUCUCGUUCUUUCCGGUUGCGUUGGUGGAGCUCUCGGCGGCUUCGAUGAAUUGGGCGAUUGUGAUCUACGUUGGUAUUAUGGGGUUUGCGACAAUUUACUACUUUGUGUAUGGACACAAAGUGUAUUUGCCGCCUGUUGCUUUGGUUAAGAGGGAGGAGUUUGGGCGAUGA
Saxophila tyrrhenica is the source of this 1689-nucleotide messenger RNA. RefSeq lists its product as uncharacterized. Gene Ontology annotation, cellular component: membrane. Gene Ontology annotation, biological process: transmembrane transport. The transcript is spliced from 8 exons. NCBI's taxonomy places the organism in Eukaryota, Fungi, Ascomycota, Dothideomycetes, Mycosphaerellales, Extremaceae. Gene Ontology annotation, molecular function: transmembrane transporter activity. Bases 1 to 1689 code for a protein of 562 amino acids. The record is from RefSeq and is a predicted model, not a curated record.